Molecule: messenger RNA, 435 nt
Organism: Eurytemora carolleeae
Lineage: Eukaryota; Metazoa; Arthropoda; Copepoda; Calanoida; Temoridae
Exons: 1
Coding region: 1-435 (144 amino acids)
Source: RefSeq, a predicted model, not a curated record
AUGCCUAAGGACAGUGAUACCGUCCAAGCUCAAGCUGAACCCAGCUCGCUGGAUUUGUUAAACUCUGUAUCAGUGAAGGUUCCGGCCUUUUGGCCAGAUUCUGCGGAGGCCUGGUUCGUGCAGGUGGAGGCUCAGUUCGCCCUCAAGGGAGUAACUGCCAGUUCCACCAAGUUUUACUACUGUGUAUCUUCGUUCAACCAGGAGACAACUAACCAGGUCCUAGAUCUCAUCAAGAACCCUCCUUCUCUCGACCCCUAUGAAGCCUUGAAGACCCGGUUAUUAAGAUUGUUUGCCCUCGACGAUUAUCAAAGGUAUGAAGCAAUUUGCAACCUCCCCCUCUCCGGCAACAUGAAACCUUCUAAACUUAUGUCGAACAUGCUCGCCCUGCUUCCCUUGGUCACAAGCCGUGCUUUUUCCUUCGUGGAGCGUUUCUGA